This is a messenger RNA of Dichomitus squalens LYAD-421 SS1, 735 nucleotides long. RefSeq lists its product as uncharacterized. Bases 1 to 735 code for a protein of 244 amino acids. Lineage: Eukaryota; Fungi; Basidiomycota; Agaricomycetes; Polyporales; Polyporaceae. The transcript has 3 exons. The record is from RefSeq and is a predicted model, not a curated record.
AUGCACUCUCCUCCACAGAAGCGUGUCAGGCUGCUAGUAGAGACAGAAGAUGAGAAAGACUGCCAAGCUCCUCGAGCUAAAUCGUUGCCUAUUGAGGGGUCAGUCCUACGGGACCACGAGUUUUGGUUCAAAGAUGGGAACAUUGUUCUUGUCGCUGAAAAGACUGCAUUCUGUCUCUACAUUGGGCUGCUCUCAGCACAAUCUCCCGUCUUUCAGAACCUUUUCUCUGCUACGAAGCUCAAUGCCGAAGAGUAUAUCGAUGGUAUACCCGUCGUGAGGGUGUUUGACUCUCCUCAUGAUUGGCGUCAUUUUCUCCGCGCAUUGAUACCGAAGGAUGAGCUGUUCGAUUGCUUCCCUUCUAUAUCGGCGACGAUCCGGCUCUCGCACAAAUAUCAAGUCGAUUGUGUCAAGUCGGAAGCGCUACUUGCGCUGCAAGGCUUGUACCCAUCCGACUUCGAGUCCUGGCUAGAGAUCGACACCGAGGUAUCCCAGGAGUGGAACGCAUGUGGCCAAGCAGUCAACCUUGCGCGCCUCACAGAGACCUCGUCCAUCCUUCCUGCCGCCCUCUACUACUGCUCCACUCUCGGCGGAGCGGUCGCUAAGGGAUACCGUCGUGAGGACGGCACGAUCGCAUACCUCAGUCAAGACGACCUCGUACGCUGCAUCCACGGAAUGCGCGCGCUGACUGGCGCCUCCUCCGACUACGUCCGCGGCAUGUCCCGACCCUUGGCCUAA